Mytilus trossulus (common blue mussel) is the source of this 522-nucleotide messenger RNA. Its product is annotated as octapeptide-repeat protein T2-like. The coding region runs from base 1 to 522 and encodes 173 amino acids. The transcript is spliced from 2 exons. NCBI's taxonomy places the organism in Eukaryota, Metazoa, Mollusca, Bivalvia, Mytilida, Mytilidae. The record is from RefSeq and is a predicted model, not a curated record.
AUGAGAGAGAGUAGGAGAGACAAGGGAGAGAGACGAGAGAGAGUGGGAGAGAGACAAGAGAGAGAGAGUGGGAAAGAGACAAGAGAGAGAGAGAGUGGGAGAGAGAUAAGAGAGAGAGAGUGGGACAGUGGGGGAGAGACGAGAGAGAGUGGGAGAGAGAGUGGGAGAGAGACGAGAGAGAGUGAGAGAGAGGCGAGAGGGACUGGGAGAGAGGAGAGGGAGAGACUGGGAAAGAGAGAGAGAGGACAGUGGGAGAGAAAGGAGAGUGGGAGAGACGAUAGAAAAGAGAGAGGAAUAGAGAGAACAGAAGAGGAAGAGAGAGAAAAUAGAAGAGGAAGAGCGAGCAUGAGGGAGAGAGGAGAGAGAAAGGGAGAAAAGAGAAAGAAAGAAAGCGAAAGAAAGAGUAGUAGACAGAGGGAGAGUGCUUGGGAGAUAGAAGGAGAGAGAAAUAGACAGUGGUGGGUAGAGAACAUAAGAGGGAGAGAGAGGAAGAGGGAGAGAAAGGAAGAGGGAAAGAGAUGA